Fonticula alba is the source of this 746-nucleotide messenger RNA. RefSeq lists its product as hypothetical. The transcript has 2 exons. Bases 53 to 730 code for a protein of 225 amino acids. The record is from RefSeq and is a predicted model, not a curated record. NCBI's taxonomy places the organism in Eukaryota, Rotosphaerida, Fonticulaceae.
GCCGCCGCUGCCGCCGUAUCCUCCCUCACGCGUCUCGUCCCGCCGGCUGACCAUGAGCCACGUUUUUUUCUUGGCCAACUUCCACCGCCGACCACAGGGGCAGCGGUGCCUCCCCUGGCAGCGAGGGGGCACGGGUGCACCGCAGUGGGCACAUGCGCCAGCUGUGUGGGCUCCACACGGGGUGGCCGUGUCGAACGCGCGAUCCUGGCAUGGGGUAGCCUACCCAGAUGCGCAAGUGUCGCGCGGGACGGGCGCGUCCUCGCCGCCGGCCGGCCGUCCAUCGAGUGUGGCCACGACGUCCCCCAAGCCGGCUUGGCCAUCGGGAGACCUGUCCGUCGGGAACGCGCCGGACGAGGGGGCAUCCGACGAGGAUGGGUCCUUUGCCAUUGAGCUGACUCCCUCGGCAGUGGCAUUCCUCCAGCGAUCCGAAGCCAACCGCCUUUCCAAGAGCGCUAAGAAGGCCCGGUCCGCGGCGACCGAGGCGCGCCGUGCCGAGCGCCAGCAGCAGCAGCAUGUCCGGCAGUUGGCCGAGGCCCGGCACGGCCGGCGGCGGGCGUGGCUCGAGUCCGCAGAUGUCGGACCCCUCGCCGGGGAUGCUGCCCCUCCCCCCGGUGGAGGGGACUUGCCGCUGGCCGAGCGGAUCUCCCACUUGGAGUCCCGACUGGACGCGGCCUUCGACGAGCACCGCGGCCGGGCGGUGUGCACUUGGCCGCAGCUGGAGCUGGAAUAGGGACAAUCUUCGUGUC